This is a messenger RNA of Pyricularia oryzae 70-15, 833 nucleotides long. RefSeq lists its product as uncharacterized. Bases 42 to 833 code for a protein of 263 amino acids. The transcript has 5 exons. NCBI's taxonomy places the organism in Eukaryota, Fungi, Ascomycota, Sordariomycetes, Magnaporthales, Pyriculariaceae. The record is from RefSeq and is a predicted model, not a curated record.
UAGAAUCUUGAUACGGCAUUGUCUGUAUCAUCUUAUCCUACAUGGUGGGUUUUCACACCCGGCUGACAGAAAGUCGACGCCCCGUUGAAAUGCACCACACCGCAGCCAUAUUGGAAUGGAAAGCAUCAGCAUCGUCCCGUCGGGCAUUCGUCAUUCCCAAGGAGCCCAAUUGGCCGCUCGCAAACGCGGGGUCUGCAGCGGAAGUCACGUCGCCGCUUUUAGUAAUAGGAGAUGAACACCCCCUGGUGCUGGGGCUACGGGUACUGUAUUUAACGGUGGCUGCUGUCGAAAUCCGCCGUUCGACCAGGCUGCCGGGACCCGAUGCCCAGAGGCCGCCAUUGAUAUUUUUUGGGGCUGCACAAGAAGACGGACCAGGCGAUAGUUGCCGGCAGUCUGCCGCAGAGUUGGCGGCACGAAAAGACACAGGCGUGCUCCCGCGCACGCACACACACACACACACAUGUGGGGUAUUCCUAGCACCCCCACUAUUUGUCACUGCAGAGCCUUUUUCCGUUGGCCUGGACGUCGCUUGUCGUCAGGUCACGUUUUGUCUUGAUUCCUCUGGUAAUGAGGGAGUUAGGGGACCCUUACCAUGUACAACGUACAGCACUGUCCAAAGGUCCAUUUUCGCUACAACCAACAGAAACUGGCAAAUUGUACUGUACACUCCAAGGUAUGUAUGUACGGUAUGGUACACAAAGUUUGAAAACCAGGGUUGCACAGCCGUCGUCUUGCGCCCCAGUGAGAGUGCAGCGCACGAGUCGCCCUCCAUGCUGUCUGGAACUGCAAACCAGGCAGGACCUGCCGACCCGCACGCUAGGUUAGGUUCCUAG